Molecule: messenger RNA, 903 nt
Organism: Aspergillus fischeri NRRL 181
Lineage: Eukaryota; Fungi; Ascomycota; Eurotiomycetes; Eurotiales; Aspergillaceae
Product: putative cyclin
Exons: 2
Coding region: 1-903 (300 amino acids)
Biological process (GO): regulation of transcription by RNA polymerase II
Cellular component (GO): nucleus
Molecular function (GO): cyclin-dependent protein serine/threonine kinase regulator activity
Source: RefSeq, a predicted model, not a curated record
AUGGCACCCCCAGCUGUAACUGCAUUGCAACAUCUCUCCAAUGCACUCGCAACUCCCGAGCAAUUAUCUAGCUCCUCAUCGUCCAUUGAUGGCGUCACUCCCGACCUAGAGGCGUCCCUUCGAUUUGCGGGCGCGCAGCUUACCCACGCAGCUGGCAUCCUGCUGCGCCUGUCGCAGGAUAUCAUUGCGCAGGCCAUCGUGACUUACACCCGCUUCUGGAUCGGCCCUGAAGGGGGAAGCAUGCGUAUUUAUUCAGUGAAGGACGUGUCCGCCGCAGCUCUGUACCUGACCGCGAAGCUUUCAUUCCAGCCAACCUCACCUCGAUCGGUCCUCAACGUCUACAACUUCCUCUUGUCCAAAGAAGCGUCUCCACUAUGGUUCGUCAAUCCCAGAGGAGUAACAGAUAAGCCCGCCCCGGAAACGUACGUCCUCUCCGAAGGAGGCUACCAGACGCAGCGCGCCGUCCUCCUGCGAAUCGAGUCGGUCAUCCUUCGCACACUGGGCUUCAACACACAUGUCGCCCUACCGCAUACAGUCGCCCUGACGUACCUGCAGACCCUCGGCGUUUCUUCAUCAGAUGUAGCCCAGAGGGUAUUCGAGCACUUGAAUGGGUCUCUGUUGUCGCCGCAAUUACUCUACGUCACACACCAGCCGAAUGCGCUUGCUGUCGCGGCCAUAUACCUCGCUGCUCGGGAAAAGGGAGUGAAGCUGGUGGAUGGGGAGUGGUGGGAGGUCUUUGACGUCGAUCGGGAGGAGCUGGGGUUCUUGGUUGUGGCUAUGGGGAGCUUGGAAGGAUUUGCGAGGGCAGAGCUCGACAAAUGGAAGACGCGGAUGGUGCCGAUGAAUGUGGAGGAAUUGGAGGCUGAGAUUGAACGACGCAGGAUGAUGGAGGAGGGCGAGUGA